CAUCAAUCUGAGUCGAAUCAGUAGUAUCAGCAUCCCAAAGUGGAGUAAACAUUUCUAGACUUAAGCUUCCUCUGUAUCCGCCAAAUAUGUCGAUGAUGUUCAAUAUUGAGUGGGGCUACCUUGAGGGCCUCACGCGGGGCUUUAAGAACGGUAUGCUUAAGAACUCUGACUACCUCAACCUGACGCAGUGCGAGAGCCUCGAGGACGUGAUGAUCAGCAUCAAUGGCACCGACUACGGCAACAUUUUCGCCGGCGGGCACGGCGAGCCGAGUGUGGGUCUGAUCAACUCGAGGUUGCAGGACCGCCUGAUGCAGCAGUAUGACUACAUACUCUGCCACUCGUCAGAGCCGCUGACCACAUUUCUGGAGUAUAUCCGCUAUCCGUACAUGAUCGACAACAUCGCAAUGCUGAUCGCAGGCUUGAACAACCGGCGGCCCAUGAAGCGUCUGCUGAAGAUGUGCCACCCGCUGGGCCUCUUUGACCAGCUGGCGGCCAUCGAGCUGGUUACGGACUUGUCGGAGCUCUUCGACGUUGUGCUCAUCGAUACGCCUAUCGCCAAGUUUAUUCCGCCGGAUAUGCCCCGGGAGAAGCUGCAUGAAAUUGACGUGGAGAUCGUGCGGGCCAGCCUGUACCGGGCCUAUCUAGAGGGUUUCCACUCUUACUGCCGCGGGCUGGGCGGCAGCACAGGCGAAGUGAUGACCAAUUUGCUGGCUUUCGAGGCCGACCGCCGGGCCAUCACCAUAGCCGUAAAUGCGAUAGGCAGCGACAUCAGACCGGCCCACCGUAUGAAGAUGUUUCCCACCUGUGGCUCCCUGCCAGUGGUGGCCCUGGAUCACUUGGCCUUUGCUGCCGAUGCCGAUAAGAUACGGGACGUGUGCAAUAUGUACGAGGGAUAUGGCAAGUUGUUUGAUAUCUUUGACCGGGACACCGACGGCAUGAUAACGCUGGAGGACCGCUUCCUCAUUCUGGAGGCCAAGAAGAACGCCAGCUCGUUUCUGCAGCAGUAUCACUUUGGCAUCUUCUACUCGUUCAUCAAGCUGAAGCAGCUGGAGUGCCGCAACAUCGUCUGGAUCAGCGAGUGCAUCUCGCAGCGCCAGACGAACAAGGUCAACUACUAUAUUCCCAUUCCCUUGGACCAUUAGUCAAGCUGUGGCAUGAAUUUUGAAUUUUAACUGCAAAUUUACGCGAGAUUUUAGGUUUAAUCAUUUAAAUUGAAAUUCAUGAAUAUUCUGUACCCUUAAUUUGUACAUUUGGUUAUUGUUUUGAUUGAUAAGAAGGGUUUAAAAUA
This is a messenger RNA of Drosophila kikkawai, 1288 nucleotides long. It is a transcript of the gene VhaAC39-2, whose product is annotated as Vacuolar H[+] ATPase AC39 subunit 2. Gene Ontology annotation, cellular component: vacuolar proton-transporting V-type ATPase complex; proton-transporting V-type ATPase, V0 domain; plasma membrane proton-transporting V-type ATPase complex. Gene Ontology annotation, biological process: vacuolar transport; vacuolar acidification; proton transmembrane transport. Lineage: Eukaryota; Metazoa; Arthropoda; Insecta; Diptera; Drosophilidae. Gene Ontology annotation, molecular function: proton-transporting ATPase activity, rotational mechanism. The record is from RefSeq and is a predicted model, not a curated record.